CAUAUAUUUUUAUCAUCACUUUUCAGCAUUAUGGAAUAUAAAUAAAUAGGAUUUAAUGCGUAAAUUAUGAUUACAUUUUCUGAAAUAAAAUUGAUUUUUUAUGUUGUCCGACUGAAACGUAAACAACAACCAUUGUCAAUUAAUGAUAUAUUUUUACAAUCAGCGGAACAUGAACUGCAUCCGAAGUAUUUGCAUAAUAAUUGUUUCACCGAUAGCGUAGUAUCACUUAUAGAGAACGGAAGCGUGAUAAUUCAGCUGUGAUAAUUCAGCUGUGAUAAUUCGGUAUGGAGGAAUUGCUCACUUAUUUUGUAUCUAUUCUCAAUAAAACAGUCAGUUGUACAAUCGCUUAUGGGCAAAAUGCGUUUCAAGAUGUGCCGCGUCUUGCUUCUCAAACUUGUCUGCGUUUUUAUCUUCAUAGAUGCCGCAAUCACGGCGUGCAUCACCAGUAAACACGAGGAUGGAUUUGGCGAGCGUUUAAAAUGCUCCAACGUGACGUUAAGCACUGCUCUACUUUUUGGCGGGUCGAUUGUGGACGACAUUAUGAUUUUCCAAUCGCGGAUAGAAAAUAUUCCCGAUCGAUCGUUCUUAAGAUACAAUAAGAUCCUAGUUUCUUUGAAUAUGCACGACUGUGGCAUUAGAGAAAUUUCCAGUUACGCAUUCGACAGCCUGAGGAAAUUGAAAAAGCUUAGCCUGCCGUAUAAUUACAUCACAUCGAUAAAAGAUCAGUGGUUCGUCGAUCUGAUAUCUCUGCAGCGAUUAGACUUAUCAUACAAUCUUAUCACAUCGAUCGAGCCUACAGUCUUCGAGAAAUUGCGAGAUCUUAAAUGGCUCGACGUCAAGGAGAACCGUUUGACGUGUCUGGAACCGACACAGCUUGUACCAAUGGCCAGCCUCGAGCAAUUCCGCUUCUCUGGAAAUCCCCUUACUUUCCAGUGUCGUAGCACGUUGACGUUGUGGCUGCAAGAUCUGGGCAUAAAUUAUAAAACCGAUCAACGUGAGGAGGAAAACUGGCUGGAUAAUAUAUUGUGGCUCUGCGCCUCAGACAACAUUAAGAUAGCCGAUUCUGAAAUUUUCAUGAAAGAAUGUGUCAUCCUGAAUCUGUUCAAUCAACUUCGUACAGGUUUGACUACGGCUGAAUCUUUUCCCCUGUUUAUCUCUCAGAACUGUAUAGAUGCGAGACACGAACUAACAAAAUGUGUCGCUGCGGAUCGCAAACAUGGCAGAGAAGUUAUUACUAAUGGAUACGUCGUAAGAAAGCUAUUAGGGCAGCUGCAAGAAUUGAAAUCGAUUGUAUAACGCAAUAGAUAUUAGAUAUAGUAAAAAGAAAUCCAUUAUUUUUGCAUGAAAUUGAAUGGAAAAAUAAUGGAUUUCUUUUUACUACACCUAAUAUAUCAGUUUUCUAUAUCAAUUUUAAUCUAAAAUUAUAUUUGAUAGCUUGAAAAAAUUUGUAUUUGCAGAAUAAAACUUCACAAAAAUGUCUAUGCUUAAAA
Messenger RNA from Atta colombica, 1490 nucleotides. Its product is annotated as chondroadherin-like. The coding region runs from base 349 to 1296 and encodes 315 amino acids. The record is from RefSeq and is a predicted model, not a curated record. The transcript has 3 exons. Gene Ontology annotation, molecular function: protein binding. Lineage: Eukaryota; Metazoa; Arthropoda; Insecta; Hymenoptera; Formicidae.